This is a messenger RNA of Anopheles coustani, 2729 nucleotides long. It is a transcript of the gene pcs, whose product is annotated as SH3 domain-binding protein 5 homolog. The transcript has 6 exons. NCBI's taxonomy places the organism in Eukaryota, Metazoa, Arthropoda, Insecta, Diptera, Culicidae. Gene Ontology annotation, biological process: intracellular signal transduction; negative regulation of protein tyrosine kinase activity. Bases 506 to 2044 code for a protein of 512 amino acids. Gene Ontology annotation, cellular component: cytoplasm. Gene Ontology annotation, molecular function: protein kinase inhibitor activity. The record is from RefSeq and is a predicted model, not a curated record.
CGUCGUGCGGGGAAGAUGCAUGCGUAAUAACAUUGCUAUUUUUCCUGCACUUCCUUGUUGUCGCGAGCGCAGAGGUAGGGUGCGAGUCAUCAGUGCUCAUGUUUUCAUAACAGUGAGUUAAUAAAGUCUUCAACGGUUUGUGCAGUGGAUCGAUUAAUCUUACCAAAAUCCGAGCCGAGAAUACGGAUAGGCAGGCACUUGCCGCUGCUACGGGAAGAAUAUAAAAAUAGUUCGGGAACGAAAAGAAGAAAAGUGUUCGCAACAGAAGACGAAUGCAGUCUUCAUGAAAAUCGAUGUUAUAGUGCAGUUCAAAGGUGUUCCGAAAAGAAAGCGAAGUAACGAAAAGAAACUGUUAUUUGGUGUACGGUCUGUUUAAAUCAAUAGGCUACAAAGAUCCUUUUUGGAAAAAAAUCGUGUACGGUUGUUGAACAGCAAUACGCAUAAAAGUGUCAAAUCAGUAAAUUAUUGAAACUUCGGGAAAUAAAUCUUUGUAAACUGGCUAACCAUGGCCUCGUCGAAAAAGAAUAUGGAGGAAUCCGAAGAGACCGAGCUAGAUCCAAGGAUUCAGAUCGAGCUGGAGAAUCUCAAUACGGCUACAGAUGAUAUUAACAAGCUGGAGAUUGAACUGGAGGAAGCCAACUCCACGUUUCGGAUACUGAUGAACGAAUCAACCCGCCGGCUGAAGCUGUCCUCCAAGAAGCUCGGCAGCUGCAUCGAGAAGGCUCGCCCGUACUACGAGGCGCUGGAGAAGGCGAAGGUGGCCCAGCUGGAGUGCCAGGCGGCCACCCUCAAGUAUCAGCGGGCCAACGAAAUUCAUGCGGCCGCGAAGGAAACAGUGGCACUGGCUGAGCAGCGCUUCAUGUCCAACUCGCACGAAUGGCAGUUUGAUAAUGCCUGGCAGGAAAUGUUGAACCACGCUACGAUAAAGGUAACGGAUGCAGAGAAACAAAAGGCUGAAAGCGGGGCAGAACAUCAGAAAAAAGCGAAGGUGUUUGAGGAAGCGGAAAAGAAAGUACAACAACUGGAAGAACGUUAUCGGAGGAGCAUACAAAAGUCAAGACCUUACUUUGACGAAAAACAACUGUGUCAGGAACAGUUGGAAGCUCAGAAGGGUCGCAUCCAGCAACUGGAGCAGCUCAUCCAGGCGUCCAAGAGUGCGUACAGUACGGCCUUGCGGAACCUGGAGAAGAUCAGUGAAGAGAUCCAUCAGCAGCGGGGCGAUCUUAGCCAGGCUGCACCUUCCGGUCCGCGCGAACCGGGUGUUGGCGCGGAGCUAGCAAACAUCUUACCCACGGCAACGCCGGCCACAAGCAACAGCCCCUUCCCGUACAGUAGCACAAUGCCGGAUAUUUCGAGCGAGCUGGACAAGUGUGAAAUCCACUCAGUGGGCAGUGCCUCACUGGCGACCAGUUCGGCUGUGAGUGAGAAGGAUCCUACCGAGGAGGACGACUACUCGACGGUGACACUGCACCACGACGACGACGAUGUCGAUGAUGAUUUACAUUUGGAGCUGCUGCGGCAGAAGGUGCGUACGUUGGCGGUUCGGCCGGUCGAGGGAGGCGACGGUCAGCAGCAGGAGCAAGAUGUCUGGGAGCACGAGCUGAACGCCACCGUCGACAAGCUCGAUCACCUCAUGAUGCUGCGCGAGUGUUCUCGCAGUAACUCAGGAACGGUUCCGGCGUCGUCGUCGUCGCCAUCGGUCGAUCCGGCCCAGUACAGCAGCUUGCCAGCUACCCCGAAGCACCAGCAGCAGCAUCUCGGUCGCGGUGCAUCCCUGUCACCGGUGUCGCCCAUGCACCAUGACCAGCACUCGAUCAAGAUGUUCAAGAAGCUCGACCCGCUGCCGCUGGCAAACGUGUCGAUGUACGCGCUUCCAACGUACCUUAGCAGUGGAUCGGCGGGUGACACCAGCUGUGGGACUCUACUAACACCAAUCUCUGCCACAUCCCCGCUCGGUGAUACGAUGAACCAUAGUGCGAUGCAGAGUUCGCGUCCAGAGACCCAUCACUCGGACCUGAAGCUGAAACGAAAGAUGUCUAUGUAAGGUAGCUGGUGGCUCGCGAUGGUAUAAAUCAAACACGGGGACCACACACCAUCAAUUGAACAUAUAAAACUACAUACCCUCAUCGGUUAACAUAUUUGCGUCGAAUGCAGGUAACGGUGUGUGAAACUGAUUAUGUAGAUUUUGCCACGCAACCUCUGGCCCACUGGUUGGUCCUUCACUGUGCGACCACGGCAUUAAAUAUCGCACUAUUUUAAAUGGUUGAUCGCCAGGUGACUAGAGUAUAAAAACCGGAUCGUGUAUCGACUGUGUUGCAAAGCCGUAAAGUAAGAUCGGGAGGCCAUAUCGAGGCCUUUCUCAUUUCUUCCCUCCAUGAUGGGGCAUUUUUGUUUCUUCUCCGGUUCUUCUAGCGAUAUGACGCACUGGGAAUACAGACUUUUUUUUUAAAGAAAAAUGGCAGCGCAGGAGAGAGAUAAAAAGCACCUUAGAAUGAUCUAAACAUCUGCUAAGGAAAAGAGAGAAAUCAUAGCUUACGUUAGUGUUCGAGAAGUAGUAUCGGUGAAAGGUCAGCGUUUUCGUUUUCCGAUUCCGGGCGAUUUUAACGGUUUUAAUAUUAAGACGUAAGUAAUGGUAGAACGGAACGUCCAUACGGUCGUUCAUAUGUCGAAAUGUUAUGCUUAAAGUGUAUAAAUUGUUUAAAAUAAACUGUAUUGUGCUUUACCCGGUA